This is a messenger RNA of Suillus discolor, 4038 nucleotides long. RefSeq lists its product as uncharacterized. The record is from RefSeq and is a predicted model, not a curated record. The coding region runs from base 1 to 4038 and encodes 1345 amino acids. Lineage: Eukaryota; Fungi; Basidiomycota; Agaricomycetes; Boletales; Suillaceae. The transcript has 10 exons.
AUGUCUACAUACCAGGAAUCGCCAAAAAGUCUUUGGACAGCGGUUAAAAUCUUGGCUGAGAAUGAGAAAAAGUAUCAGGUCUUGUGGGCAGGUUGCGAUCAUGCUGGGAAGCCAUGGCCAUCAAGCUGGGUACUCAAAGACGGCUGUGCUCAGCACCUGGUAAAUGAAUGGAAGAAGGCUAGACCACAACCUGCAACUGAGAAUCUGGCUGUGACUGCAACCUCAAAAGCCCAGCCCUCCAAGCGUAAACGCAUAUAUAGCACCCAGGACGGUGCUGAAAUAUCAGCAGAGUUGGACCGGACAAAGAAGAGGUCGAGCUGCUUCAUCCCUUGGGAAGAACGCAAGUUAAUGCAGUCACAGCCUGAUGCUGCACUUCGCCUGUCUGCUAUCCGCAAUACAGACUUUGCUGCAGACAAGGCUGUCAAUGCUUUUGAACCCCAUCCCAACACAUCAUUCCUGGCGGCUACUGUGGAGGGGGAUUUGCCUCUCAAACUCAUGGUAGAUGAAAUCCAGGCUGCACCUACUGUUAUGCACGCGUCUCCUUCCCUUGCCAGUCUCCCAGCUUUUGACCUCGCAGAAAAUUUAAGGGCUGUACACAAACUGGCGGCAGGAAGCUCGAAACUUUUCUCCUUUGGAAUCACCAUCGAAGCCAGUCGGAACAAUAAUGAUAUUUUUGUCAUAAAUGAAGGGGAGACCGGUUUCGAUGAUGCUACUAGGUCAGCCUUGGAAAGUGCCAUCAGAAGGGUACUGUAUCCCGCCAACCACGAAAAUCCUGAAAAGGCUAGUCUAAGUACCAACGAUUCUAGAGAGCUCUGCUCUGGGGACGAAUCAGACGAGACUGAGAACGAAGAAGAAGGCUUGCAAGCCCUUGUGGCUGAGCAAAUAGAGAUUGGAGCAGAGAAGGAUGAAGAUGUGCAAAUUGCACUUGACGAGCUUUUGGAAGGUACUGCCAACGCUUCAUCUCAUUUGGGUCACAAUGCAGGACCAGUGGCUGAUGUUCCUUUGUUGGACUGUGAUUCAGCAUUGGGGGGAUCUGAAUGUAGUAUACCCUUUCAACCCAACAUCCCCGCUCAGUUUGGCUCAAGUAAUUGGAAUAUUGACAGACCAUCACUGUCUUACUCCCGCACCGCAUUCCAAUUUCCCGAAGUGGCUACUAUAGUCCCCCAAUCGGACAUAUGCCUCAAGAGCUUUGGUAUCAAUCUACUAUCUAACCCCAGGAGAAAGCGGGUAUGGUCUGGUUUGCAGGGGUUCCGUGCAUAUCGCACAGUAUCGCUCACCUUGGACGAUGAUAAUGAAGCUCUGCCUGCAAUCAAUGAACUGGAAUUCAAUAAUUUGCUUGAAUCGGUGAACUGCGGUUACCUCCCGGACUAUGGGGUAAUUCUGUGCAAAUCACUGCAUAAUGGCGCAUCGUGUGGCUAUGGUGUUCCGCUUGAGAAAUUGAUGACGCACUGCUACACUCCUAGUAAAAAACUAGCAGAAUCCAGCCCUCGCGGACCACAUCAGAUCCCAUUUUGUAAAACAUCAAAAACACCGAGCGCUCUUCAAAUCCAGUUCAUGAGAGACGUCAUCUUGAACUACCCAGAUAUUGUGGCUACUUGUGGAGAGCUACGUGACCUUCGCCCAUUGCCAAACCAAUACGGUCCAAUCCUACACAUUCGCCCUCCCAUCCCAGGACUUGUGUGCCCAAAAUGUGAUUAUGCUCUUCCUGAAGCCUGCGGCACUCAUUCGCUGGAGGACCACUGGAACCAGCAUGUUGAAAAGAAGAUGUCAGGGGUCAGGCGCCCAAUUCCUAUCCGAGAUUGUUUCUUGAAAUGCCCAAUCCAGUCAUUUGACCAAGAUAUUAAUGUGCGGACCUGGUUCGCAGUCCGGCGACAUCAGCAGCGGUCUAGUAGCAACCUACUACCCUCUGCACAUGGUGAAGAGACGAGCCCAGCCAGCAGCAUGCUGGCUUCAUUACUUUCCAGGCAUCAAGCAGAUAUUGUUGACUCACAAGUUAAUGAAGCAGCGGUUGUACCUUUUUUUCUGCAGGUGGGUGCUAUGAAACAUAUCCAGCCCUAUCAGUCGAAAGAGUUGCACGAGCUUGUGGAUUUGCCCAGGCGCUCUGACACUUCACUCUGGAAACUCAAGCGCGCAGUGACAAAGCGCUUCCUGGGGCUAUGCGAGACUGUACCUAACACUAACUCUGUGGUGCGACAGUUAUUGGUGGCCCCUCGACCAGGUGAAAAAGGAACCUCCGAGAGAUUCAAUGUGCCCGCUAAAAUGAAGACCCGUGUAUCAUACGCUUUGGAGGAGGUCCGACUAAUAUCUAUCAUUCUCAGAUGCAUAUCAGAUCGUGCAUAUAUGAUACCUGGUUCCGUCUCACCCCAGCAGCCACCAUCUUCUAAGUAUCAGCUUGCCUUGACUGAAGAACAGCUGAAGGCUGGCCUCUCGCUCAUGGAUCUCCUGAAGAAUGCACUGGUGGAUGACGCAAGCCUACAGGACAGCAUUUCAUCCCUGCUCAACACUGUUUACAUGCCUAGGAACACCCUUCAAAUGUUCGCCAACAGCUAUGCCAACCCGACCAUAGCCUAUAUAUGCUUGCGGUCAGUUCAUGUAGAUGGAGGCUUUGAGUCUCCUACCUUGCUUACACCAUACCACGUCAAGACCCAAUUUGGGAUCCGCCUGCACGUACUGGCAUUCAUUAACCAAGAGUACCAAGCCUUCAUGGCAAAAAAUAAUGCCAUCCGGAAGAAUAGCGCUAUCAAAAAUGGGAGUAAGGUGCUGCGCAAAGGAAGCAGCAUGGUGGUGUGCUCUGACGAUGAACUGGAUGACGCUGAUGAGACUCUGGAUACAGUGGUGGCAGAUGAUGCUGCAGAGUGGAUGAAGUUCGUUACAGACACCAUUGGACGGUGGGUGACAGACCAAAAAAUUUCUCCCUUUGCGAUCGUGCGGGAGUGGAUUCGAGCCCUCAGCAGAAUUGCUCGCAACACCCCUUCUCCUGCCAUGGUUGUGUGGGACCAGGCUGGCAAGCAGGUUCGGGUCCACGGUCAUGUUAUUAUUGUCGAGGAAUACAAGGCAGCACUUCAUAACACCCUCCAGGACACCAUCGCAUUCUUCCACAAAAAGGUGCUGAAAGGAAUUAAAGUUUCUCCUGCAGCUUUCACGCUCCCCACUUAUGACAGCUAUGACCAGAAAACUCGUAGCCAUGGCCUCUUUCCGCUAUCUUUAAGUGACUUCCAAAAUCCAGGCAAUCCCGCAUCGCUUUUCUUAGAUGCUCUGGCUUCGCAAGGCAUCCUCUGCAAAGUUUCAGUUGACGGUAAUAUUCAGUGGGAUCCCAACCAAGUCCGCAAAUGGCUGGCCGAUGUCUCUUGGGUAUUAACUCAAAUAUAUAUACUACUCCACAUGCUAUCGCCUCCGGGUCGCGGAACGGAGGAGGCACUUUGGCAGCACGGCAAUUCCAAGGAAACUCGUCGUCACCUGUUCUUAUCUAGGACCAUCGACACCCUCGUUAUGAUAGGAAAUUAUGAUAAAGGAACGUGCACUUCUGGGGUUUACAAAUGCAUUGUUCGGGUCAUUCAGUAUCAAGUUGCAGAGUUACUUGCAGCCUUCCUUCGGGUGGUCCGGCCUGUUGAAUUACUUUUGACUCUGACAUCUGAAGCUCGGACAAAGGAAAGUAAAGCAGAGGCAACAUCCCUGUACCAGACACGGCUGUUCGUGACCUCAGGGAAGGGCUGGGAGCCCAGUCAGCUCUCAGCCGCAAUUCAAGAAUGGUAUAUGAAUCAUCUGCAAUUGCCCAUUGGCAUGCGGGUGCAUCGACAUUUCGCUCAAGCUCUCCAGCGAGUGCUUUAUCCCCGCUCUGGACCCUUGGAUGAGAACGUUAGGCGACUCAAUGACACGUCCAACUUAGCCAUGGGGCAUGGCAGGGAAGCUGGGGAGAUGCAUUAUGCUAGGGAGGAUGGGGACAUUCUAGCUGCGUCCCAGCAUGAGGCGUUUGAGCAUGUAGGCCAGGAUUGGUUGAGGUUCCUCAAUUUUGAGGUUACCAAGCGGAGCAGCCCUUGA